Molecule: messenger RNA, 2381 nt
Organism: Arabidopsis lyrata subsp. lyrata
Lineage: Eukaryota; Viridiplantae; Streptophyta; Magnoliopsida; Brassicales; Brassicaceae
Product: 1-aminocyclopropane-1-carboxylate synthase 4
Exons: 4
Coding region: 668-2188 (506 amino acids)
Biological process (GO): amino acid metabolic process; biosynthetic process
Molecular function (GO): pyridoxal phosphate binding; transaminase activity
Source: RefSeq, a predicted model, not a curated record
GGGGGGCAACGUGGACCAACAUGAUAGACCCUCCAAAUAGUCCUCAAAUUGAAAACAUUGACAUGUUUCUCUUCUUUUUUUUUUUUUCUAUGUAUAUUUUUUUUGUGUGGGUCACAUUAUUUAAUAUUUGUAUACAAGGAGCCAUUUUACAUGGAGAUUUCCUGUCGGUAUAGCGUCCUCAUUUCUCCAUUGCUUCCACUUUUUUCCUAUUCUAAUUUGAUUUAAUUUAUAUGUCAAAACAUUAUUCAAAAUGCCAAUAUAUUUAACAUUAAGAAAAUGAAACUCGUAAUAGUUGCUUGUAUCAAUUUUACCGCCGUCUCUCCAUUCAUACUUAAAUUUAGUAGAUUAAGAAACUGCUAUUUAUUGACAAAAUAAAUCCGUUUAUAUCUAAAUUUUAGAAUCACUAAAACUUUUAAAAAAUCAAAAGAAAACCCAUGUUGGUAAAUCGGAUAAUGAAAAUAAUUAGAAUCCCCCUCUUUUGUGCAUUUUGGCGUCGCAUGAAACUAUAUAUAAACAUGCAUUCACUCUUAGACUUCUCGUAGCUUGCCAACAACAACGCGCUCGAUCUAUCUAUCUCUCUCAGCCUCUCUCACAACUCUUUCUCUAGUUCUAGAGUUUUCAAUUUAUUGUUAAGUCUUUUAUUAAAAAAAAAACAAGAACAAAAGAAAUGGUUCUAUUGUCAAGAAAAGCUACAUGCAACAGCCAUGGCCAAGACUCUUCGUAUUUCCUUGGUUGGGAAGAGUACGAGAAGAAUCCUUACGACGUUAUGAAGAACCCUCACGGCAUUAUCCAAAUGGGUCUUGCUGAAAAUCAGUUAUGCAUUGAUCUACUAGAGUCAUGGCUUGCACAAAACACAGACGCAGCCUGUUUCAAGAGAGAUGGCCAGUCUAUUUUCCGGGAACUCGCUCUCUUUCAAGACUACCAUGGCCUCUCUUCCUUCAAAAAUGCCUUGGCUGAUUACAUGUCAGAAAAUAGAGGAAACCGAGUUUCUUAUGAUUCGAACAACCUUGUGCUCACUGCUGGAGCCACUUCCGCAAACGAAACUCUAAUGUUUUGUCUUGCAGAUCCCGACGACGCUUUCUUGCUUCCCACGCCAUAUUAUCCAGGGUUUGAUAGGGAUCUAAAAUGGCGAACCGGGGUUGAGAUUGUACCAAUCCAAUGCUCAAGUACUAACGGGUUUUGCAUAACGAAACUUACACUCGAAGAAGCCUACGAGCAAGCCAAGAAGCUUAACCUAAACGUCAAAGGAAUACUUAUUACCAACCCAUCUAACCCUUUGGGCACGACAACAACCCAAACCGAACUCAACAUUCUAUUUGAUUUCAUCACUAUGAAUAAGAAUAUACAUUUAGUAAGUGACGAGAUAUAUUCAGGCACAAUAUUCAACUCUUCAGAAUUUGUCAGCGUCAUGGAGAUUCUAAAAAAUAAUCAACUCGAAAACACCGAUGUUUUGAACCGUGUCCACAUUGUUUAUAGCUUAUCUAAAGAUCUAGGCCUCCCUGGUUUUAGAGUUGGAGCCAUUUACUCCAAUGACAAAGAUGUCAUCUCUACCGCUACAAAAAUGUCGAGUUUCGGCCUUGUCUCCUCCCAAACACAAUACCUACUAUCCUCAUUAUUAUCUGACAAGAAGUUCACUAAGAACUACCUUCGAGAGAACCAAAAACGGCUCAAGAACAGACAAAGAAAGCUCGUGUUGGGUCUAGAGGCCAUAGGGAUCAAAUGUCUGAAGAGUAAUGCCGGACUCUUUUGUUGGGUCGACAUGAGACCUCUCCUUAGCUCUAAAACGUUCGAAGCGGAGAUGGAUCUUUGGAAGAAGAUUGUUUACGAAGUGAAGCUCAACAUCUCUCCUGGUUCGUCGUGCCAUUGUGAAGAACCGGGUUGGUUUAGAGUUUGUUUCACGAACAUGAGUGAGGAGACAUUAAAGCUUGCUUUAAAGAGAUUGAAGAAGUUCGUUGAUGAUGGAAACUCAAAGAGGAGUUGCCAAAAGAGUGAAAGCCAAAAACUAAAAGGUUUGAGGAAGAAGACGAUGUCAAAUGUCUCUAACUGGGUUUUUCGACUAUCGUUUCACGACCGUGAGGCUGAAGAAUUGAACGAUAGUCCGGUUUUUAUUUUAAAGUAUAAUUUUUUUUUCCCCUCCAAACUCUCAAGUGAUGAUGUAAUUUUUUUAACUGAAAAUUACCCAGAUUGACUCAAAUUUAGAGAUUAAUAACUAGAUUGACACCCUAGUUUUGUAGUUUACUAGACUAACACAAAUUUUGGGUAAAAUGACCAAAAACCCAAUUCAAUUUUAUUAGGCUUUAAAAAAAAAUCAAACAAUAUAACAUUUAAAUUAGAAUUACAAAACCCUAACAAAACAAAAAAAACCAACUAGCCCUAAAUUA